Phycodurus eques (leafy seadragon) is the source of this 2861-nucleotide messenger RNA. RefSeq names its product zinc finger protein 384 b (gene znf384b). Gene Ontology annotation, biological process: regulation of transcription by RNA polymerase II. Gene Ontology annotation, molecular function: DNA-binding transcription factor activity, RNA polymerase II-specific; RNA polymerase II cis-regulatory region sequence-specific DNA binding. The transcript is spliced from 10 exons. Lineage: Eukaryota; Metazoa; Chordata; Actinopteri; Syngnathiformes; Syngnathidae. The record is from RefSeq and is a predicted model, not a curated record. The coding region runs from base 209 to 1933 and encodes 574 amino acids.
UCAUCCGGAGGAAGUGAAGCCCCAGACGAGGCAGCCAUCAUCGGAGGGUGAAAAAAAAAUCUAAAAAAAAAAAAAAAAAAAAAAAAAAAAAAAACUGAACUUCAUCGUGUUUUUGUUUUUUUUCAAUCCACACAAUUGGGAAUUGCGUCCAAGUCGUAGCGGGAGAAGGAGGUUCGGGGUGGGGGAGAGAGUGGACGGUGCGGGAAUAAUGGAAGAUUCUCAUUUUAACUCAUCCUAUUUCUGGUCUCCCAUCCCAACUGUGCCAGGACAGCUGGAGAAUGCAGUGUUCCUGAACAAAGUGAAAGAGCAGCAGGAAAAGAACGUGUCCUUCCCUCCAUCCUCGGCCUCCCACUACCAAACGGCCUUGCUCACCAUCCCAACGCCGGGAGGCAAGACAGACGGAGGUGGGCAGGUUGUCAGCGCGGCCCACCUGCACCCACCACACAGCAGCCAGAAUAUUACCGUGCUGCCCGUCCCUUCGACAGGCAUCAUGACGGCAGCGGGUCUGGUCAUCACGACUCCCCAGGGAACGUUAGUAUCGCCCACAUCCUCGCAGUCCUUUGUGUCCGCGCACCCAACCACCACCAUGAUUGUCUCUGCCGUCCAUUCACCAGACAAAAAAGAGGAUGGGACGUCCCACAUGGUGGUGAUGCCGGCGCCGUCCAAGCGAGGCCGCAAGAAGAAGAGCAUGGUCGGCCCGGGCAACGAAACCCUCAUACUGACUCAGCUGAGUGCUGGCGGACAGGUGACAUCUUUGCAUCAUCACACCAGAGAUCCAUAUCAUCUUUCCAACGAGGAGGAGGAGCCCGGGCUGAAGGACAGCACUAAAACAUAUAGGUGCCGGAUGUGCGCGGCGACCUUCUUCAGUAAGUCUGACAUGCAGAUCCACUCCAAGUCGCACACAGAGGCCAAACCUCACAAGUGUCCGCACUGCGCCAAGUCGUUCGCCAACUCCAGCUACCUGGCGCAGCACAUCCGCAUCCACAGUGGGGCCAAGCCUUACACCUGCUCCUACUGCCAGAAAUCAUUCAGGCAGCUCAGUCACUUACAGCAGCACACACGUAACCACACAGAGUCAAAGCCUCACAAGUGCCCACAUUGCACUAAGUCGUUCGCCAACUCCAGCUACCUGGCACAGCACAUCCGCAUCCACACGGGGGUGAAACCUUACACCUGCUCCUACUGUCAGAAGUCAUUCAGGCAGCUCAGUCACCUUCAGCAGCACAACAGGAUUCAUACUGGAGAUCGGCCGUACAAGUGUACACACCCUGGAUGUGAGAAAUCCUUCACGCAACUCUCCAAUUUACAGUCCCAUCGCCGUCAGCACAACAAAGACAAACCUUACAAGUGCUCCAACUGCAACAAAGGCUACGUGGACGCCGCAAGCCUGGAGGUGCACAUGUCCAAACACACGGUCAGGCAUGCCCGGAUCUACUCGUGCGGUCUCUGUAAUCGCACGUACACCUCAGUAAGACCAAUAUGCAUUUGUGAAGAGAAUUCCCAGUGGCCUCACUGGCGCCACACGCCUGCCAGCCACUUUACACCGUAUAGUCAUGUGUCCACUGUCUCCCCUCUACCCUCACCCCAGGAGACCUAUCUCUUGAAACACAUGGAGAAACACGGCCAAGAGCAGUUGAACGCGACCAAUGCCGUGGCGGCGCAGCACAGCCAAAGCCAGGCGGCCCGCGCUCAGCCUGGAGCUCGGAACCACGCGGACGGCUCGGAAGGCGGAGGGGGGCGAGCCGGACACAGCCAAAGCGGCUACGCCCAGCCAGACGCCAUGCACUGUCCCUUUGACCUGCACCAGUACAAGACGGUGUCCGCUAGCGACAUCCAGUACAAACCCGUCGGCGUGUCGGACAUUUCCUCCCACAAGGACCUCUGCCUAACUGUGUCGUCUUCCAGCAUCCAAGUGGAGCACCUCAACUCAUAGAGAUGGAGUGGGGGGUGGGGGGGGACAGAGGACAUAAAAGCAAUACUAUAAUGAAAUGAGAACUUUUGAAACUGUGCCUGGAAAUGUUUUGUUUUGGCCAAGGUUUUUAUUUUGCUGAAGUGUACUAUCAGAGGGAAAUGUGUGUGAAAGUGCCGCAACGAAAACAUUUACAGUCCAUCACAGUGAUGGUUUCUAAGAAAGGAAGCGACAGAGUGCCUGUCUUGAUUGUUGUUUUAUCACGUUCUGCUCUUCUGUGCAAAUACAGCCUGCGGGUCAUAACCAUGUUAUGUUCUGGAGAGUAUUUGUAAUGACAUUUUACAUCAUUGUUAUUACCAUUUACUAUGUGGAACACUUCUUAAAGGGAUAUAGAGGUUAUUUCCUUUUCAGGAAAAAAAAAAAAAAAACAUCUAUAUGUAGAUACAUCGUAUACUACCAGCUGAUAAAGUGUGACGUGUGUGUGUAUAUAUAAUGUACACCUAAAUGCAGGCUCUCACAUUGUAAUACCAUCAUUCUGCUUUUUGUGUAUCUCUAGUGUGUCUAGCUAUUAUGUACUUUAAGAGUCAUGUUUGUAAUACUCCUUUAUGGACACACUUGCACAUCUGACCUUUCCUUUUUGAUAAUGAACAAUAAAAAAAAUGUUUGGAAUCUUUAUCACUGGGGUGUUCAUGCACAUUCAGUUGCAUAAUAUACAAAAAAGAUCUUUUACAUGAUGUCUGAAAUUUACUUUAACUGAUUCCUAAAAUAUUGUAAAUAAAAAUAAUUCUAAAAUAAAAUUCGAUAAUGAACAAAAAUGUAAUUGUCUGACUUUUUUUGAUAAUGAAUAAAAAAAAACAUUUGGAACCUCUUAUCAACGGUUUGUGUAUGCAUGUUCAACACAUUCAGUUGCAUAAUAUUCUAAAUAAAUUAUUUUGUGUCUGAAAUCUACUUU